GGAAUUAGCGGCUUUUUAAUGACACUAUAGUCGGCAUAUGCGCUUUUAUCAUUUUUUUUUAACAGCAGACACCCAUAUACUUUAUCUUAAAUUUACACGAUGUCUACCAUAGAGAUGAACACUACUGGGACCGAGGGAGACCAGAGGAUGACAUCGUUGCCCCCCUCAGAAGAAGACACCCCUCCUGUUAUAAAUGACAUUUCAGCUCUUCUGAAUUUUGGCGAGCUCACACCUUCUCAGUUUGGUAUCUCUGUCCAGAGUUUCACCCCGGCAUCAUCAGACCGCAAAGAUAAGUCUCGUGUGGCACAAAUUAAGGCGAGGCGGAGGUCCAGUGUUGGUGUGCGGGGCUCCCCAGAGACAAACUCCCUCAUCCGCUUCAUGGCUCAACAGCGAAUGAAAACUCCGAAAUCCCAGCAAACUCCAGAGCUUGUCAAAAGCAGCCCCUUGCUUCCCCGGGUCGCCUCCACACUGAGGCAGAAGAUGGCUUCCUUCCAGUGCCUGAUGGAUGUGGAGGAGAGCGAGGUCUGUGAUCCGAUGCCAAGGCAGGACAACAACACUGGAGGAUGCAUCAAGACAAGAGAUUAUCUGUCUGAUGGAGAAAACCUCAAUGGAGGGAAAGAGAACCUCCCACCAAUGAUGACACCCACACCCAACAAGAGGAGGCGAGUCGGCCCCCUCGAAGGCUGCAAGAUUGAGAUUAGAGAGGCCAGAGCUCCUGUCCUCUUGAAUUUCAAGCAGCAGGAGGAGGAUGUAGACCCGGUGAAACAGGCUGUGACAAAAGGGCCACUGCCAUCAAGGGAGACUGUGCAAGAGGCCCAAGCUGUGCUUAUUUCUCCGCCCGUCCAAGCUGAGCCACUCGUGUUUCCUGAGCUUCAGGCCUGUUCAUCUACCAACAGCCAACAGGACGGUGUGUUUGAACUCCAAAGCCCCAGGCGGCCACCGUCUGAUGACCUUGCAGCAGCUUCACCAGCUAAGCCUGCUCUCCCAUUCCUCAUCCCCUCUCUCCCCUCUCUGCUGCAGAUGAAGCCCACAGGAGAGGAUGGUUCCUCUGCGACCUCCACCAUUAAGAAGAAGAAAAAGCAGGUGCGCUUUGGAGGUCCACUCUCCCCUGAGUUCUUUGAUAAAAACCUGCCCCCCAGCACGCCAUUACAGAAGGGGGCCACACCGGCCCGAGCUGCCACACCAGGCGGGAGCUUAAAGCUGCGCUCGCUGCUGAAGACACCACAGAAGAGUGAAUCCCAGUCCCUGCAUGCCCAGCCAGACUUCUGCAGCCCCACGGAGUUCGGUGCCUCCCCUACUCUUGCAAUGCCUCGCAACCGCAGAAUGCAGUGUGUGGGAGAAGACCGUGAGGAGGUGGAUGGAAAGAUCGUUUUCCCUUCAAUGGACGAGAUUGACUCCGCAGGGGCAACUGAUACAGAACCUAUUUGCGACACCCAGCCAUUGAAUUUGGACACUGCUUUCCACGAGGAGUCUCUUUGUGAGAUUCUGACAGAGUCUGUGAAUAAACCAAGCACAACUUCAAAGAUGGACACCCUGGAUGAACCCGUAUCUUUACCAGAGGAGGAGAAGCAACUUGAAGCAGAUAUCGAAGCGCCAGCCCCAAGCAGAUCUAGCAACCGAAGGAAAAAGUCUGAACCAAAGAGUGAAUCUGCCACUGAGGCUCCAGCUCGCUCCAGAAGUCGAAAGAGAAAGCAGCCAGAGGAGACUGAACCUGUGAAGAGGUCGACACGCACUGCUGCCAAGUCGGCCUCUGGGAAGAUGAAGAUGACUGCUACAGCAACACGCCGGUUCAACAAGGAGGUGAACCGCUCCUUGUAUGGCUCUCGGGAAUAUGCGUCCAAGGACCCCACCCUCAGCCCCAUUGCUGAGAGGCUGUCCUUCAUCAGCCAGUCUCUAACAGAACAGUUGACUGACGCUACCAGCUGCACAACCUCAAAUCAGGAGACAUACCUGACUAAUGAGGUGGGAGAAUCAGUCAAUCACCCUGUGACUGAAGUGGUGUUUGACACUCAAGAGAUGAGUGACAUCACUGUGACAAACGCCUCAGAAACUCCAUCAGAAGCCUCAAUCACAUCUGCUAAGUCCAGCAAAGAAAGCACCAAAGGAAAGGGGAGGAGGCUGUCAGGGCCGAGGGUCAGAGGAUUAAAGAGGAUGAAGGUCAGCAUGUCAGAAGAUGACCUGUUCAUCAAGGAGACUCAGGACCAGACGGGAGAGAAGAGAGACAAGCACUGUGAAGACAAAACCACUGCAAAUCUAGAGUCAACUGAAACCUCAUUAAAACAAACUGUACCUGAUCAGGAGGGAGUAGACACUGAAACACUUUAUGUCCAGACGUCUGCAGACACACCCUGUACAGACUCUGAUGGGAAACCAGAAUAUUAUGCUAGUCUAGAUGCACCCACCUCAGCCUGUCCACCUUUAUGUGAAGAAUCCAACAGUUUGAGUGUGCCAACAGAGCCGGCACAGAGUACAGACAAGCGAAACCGGGGGAGACCAAGAGGCAGGAGGAGUUCUGCAUACAGCUCAGUCCAACCAGAGCAGGGGAACCAUGCAGAGAAGCACCAAACGAGCCAUGAUGUGGAGGAGAAAGGAGAUGAAGCAGCGAGCCAGCAGGAAAACAACAACGGCUCAAACUCUGACAGCCAGGGAGAGUGGGAAGUAGCCAAUUUGGACCUGGCCCCUUGGCAGGUUGACUUUAAUUUUGAGGAUGUGUUCAAACCUGUCGCCACUAGAGGGAAUCGCUCGGUGCGGCGCAGCAUGAGGAACAAGGGCAAUGCAGAGAACAGCAUAGGUCUUGCCUGGCUGCCUCAGACCCCCCCUGAUUCCAUUAAAGAGGCCCGCAGGAGGACCCGCAGCCGCCGACUGUGUGCCGCCAUACCUGUUCAGCCUUCACUCCCAGAGGAGACUCAACACAACGCUUCAUGAGACUUGAAACUAAACACAUGGGACACUCUCUGCCCAUAAGUGGAACUAAGAUAAAUUAUUCCAUCACAUUGUCAUACAUUGUUUUUCUUAAAAUUAAACAGAACGAUUUUCUAAACUACAGCCUGAUUUAUGUUCGCCGAAAACAUUGAUGCUUUGUUCCCUGUGAAUUAUUAGAACUGACCAGUAAUCUGUAUCCAGUUUCUCUAACCAAACCAGUCAAUACACUGAGAGCCCAAUCAUCUCCGCUGACCACCUCCCAAUCAAUAUCCAACCACUCAGCUGGUAAUCACAGUGCCUCUUCAGUCUCACUCUCCAAAGUCACUGGAUUGAGCAUCUCCAAGUCAAUAUCUGUGUGUUUGUGGAUAGAUGAAGAGGCUGCGUCGCAUUCACCAUCUGUCAGACAAGGAUAGAGGUUACUGGAAUAAUGGAAUAGCAA
Messenger RNA from Scomber scombrus (Atlantic mackerel), 3361 nucleotides. It is a transcript of the gene cdca2, whose product is annotated as cell division cycle associated 2. Gene Ontology annotation, cellular component: chromosome; nucleus. The record is from RefSeq and is a predicted model, not a curated record. Bases 100 to 2925 code for a protein of 941 amino acids. Gene Ontology annotation, biological process: regulation of chromosome segregation; regulation of mitotic nuclear division. The transcript is spliced from 15 exons. Lineage: Eukaryota; Metazoa; Chordata; Actinopteri; Scombriformes; Scombridae.